UACUUGUGCUCUUUAUAUAACUCUUUCGCUGAAAGCAAAGUGAUUCUCGCUCGCGAGACGACCGGCCUCGUCUACAUCAUUGAUGAUCACCGCAGCCAGAACCGCAAUUCUGUCAUUUCUCGACUCAUUAUCCUACCCUAUCAUAAUGUCAUAAUAGUCUGUCUACUCUAUGUAUACACACAUGAUCGGCCGGGACAGGUAAUUCUUUGACCGAUCCUGGAACCUGGUCCGCGACGGAAUCAUCGCGACUUCUCGUUCGCGCAAGGGUUACGAACUAAAGACCUGCUGCCCUCUUGUUUCCCUUAACCUAUAUUAAAGGAUCAAUGACUGAAUGUUGCAUACGCGCGAAGGACGUGUGUCAGCGCUUGUCAGAUCGCGAGCGCCUACUUUGAUGGGGACGGGCGAGUGAUUAGAGCGUGUCGAUAUUCGAUGAAUUUCCAAAAAGGUUUGCGAUCGGAUUUAAUGGUUUAACGAUUGCAGGAUGAGUCGUACGAUGGACGAAAAGGAGGAAUUAGUGAAGAAGGCCUUAUUUAGUUUCGUUAGGAAACAGGUGCCCACUGCUCAAUUGAGCUUAAUAGAUGACAUUGUACUAAGUUAUGUAGUGAGUAUGGUAGAAGAAAGUGCAUUGGAGGAAAAUUUAGAUGUGGACGGACUGUGCGAGAUGGUAUCCGCUUGCCUUCCCGAGUUUUCCACUAUUGAGAAAGAGGCUGUAUCAAAAUGGUUGCUGGAUGUGGAAAGUAAAUUGAAACAAGAAAGUAAAGAUAAUGAAAAUUGUCAGUCUCACAGCGAUCCAUUGAAUCACAUCAGCCUCUCCGCUCUUUUGCCAGCUGGUACGCAAAGAAUGCGCAUUCAUCAUCUGUCAGAAACGAGCGAUGCCGGCAGCGAUUCUAGCGGAGAAUAUUUUUCGGAGGAAUCCUCUUGGCACCAGGUGGCUUUAUUACAAGAGAUGUUUCCGGCGGCGAGCACCGCUGAAGCGAGGCAUUGUUUGGCGGUAGCCGGGGGUGAUAUAGCAAAGGCCGCGCAACUCGCGUUACAUCGUCAGGAAGCAGGUCAAAGUAUCGUGAGCAACCUCACGUUUCUAACGCCCAAUGGUCGUAAUAAAGCAAGAUUGAACGACGAAGAGCUGAAAUCUCGUAUCAUAGCACGAUAUAGUUACGUCGACAGGGACGACGAUUGUCGUGAACAUCGUCCAGUAGCACCAAAAACAGAGCCCAAGAAACUGGUACGAUAUCUCGACAAUAAGAUCGUAAGUGUAAAGGGUGAACGUUAUACAGAAGUGCGGAGGGGCGGCGAGGACGAAGACGGUAACGAAGGUGGUAGAAAGAGAGGUCAUUGCCGUCCGUAACCAGUCCCUUUGCCUCCAACCCCCGAUCCACCCCCUUGGAGGCAUCUGAUUUUCGAUUGAAUUUUAGAUCUUUUUCAUCUUACUCGUGUAGGAAUAUAGACAAAAUAUUGAAUUUAAACAGGUGUAACAUUUUUUUGACAUUUAAUUUCUAUGUAAUGCAGCCUACGCAGCUCUUGGAAUCUCUCACAUGUUUCAACAUAAUUUGUUGAUUAAUUUGUCGUUGUACUAUAUACAG
Messenger RNA from Formica exsecta, 1580 nucleotides. RefSeq names its product CUE domain-containing protein 2. The coding region runs from base 482 to 1345 and encodes 287 amino acids. NCBI's taxonomy places the organism in Eukaryota, Metazoa, Arthropoda, Insecta, Hymenoptera, Formicidae. The transcript is spliced from 4 exons. The record is from RefSeq and is a predicted model, not a curated record.